CAAUAUUCAAAAGCUAAAUUAACCCUCAUCAUACGUUAUUCCUUGUCUCAUUUCUAAUUACUCUGAAACUUUCUACUCAUCUUCUGAUUACUAUUUCCAUUCUUUUCUUCAAUCAACCAUGCACCUUCUGUAUAUAAAGAUGACAGCCACCUGCCUUGUUCCCCCUCGCCGUAAGCUUUGUGCCCAAAAAUCGGCUGAGUCUUCUCUUGAUUCCAACUUCAUUGUCAUCUUCGUAAGUGUUAACCUUCCCAUGACCCCAGUGCAACAGAAUUUCCACAAGCCAUAACAAAAUAAAGUAGACUUAAUGUCUGUCUAAGUCAUUAUUUAAUAUUCAAAUUAUUAUAAUAUAAGUUUCAAAUACUUGAUUCGGUUUCUUGUUCUAAGAAGACGAGAACUUAUGGUGUUCAAGGCAAUGAUGCGGUCCAUCAGGGAACUCUUUCUGUUUCUGCUACUCGGGAUUUUUUCCAAGGCCAUAAGCAUGAAGCCUCCGCACUCGAGAAGUUCGAGCGAUUCCCAGGAAAGCUUCAGCUAUUGCUUGAGUUGGAGGCUUGCUGUGGAGGCCAACAAUGUACGGGCUUGGCGCACUGUCCCAACUCAGUGCCUGCGCUACAUUGAAACUUACAUGACCGGUGGCCAAUAUGACAGAGAUGUGGAGCUCAUUGCAGAGCAAAUCUUGUUAUACGCCACUGAAAUCACCGUCUCUGACGAUGGCUUGGAUGCCUGGAUUCUCGAUGUCGAUGACACUUGCAUCUCCAAUAUUUUAUACUACAGAGAAAAGCGAUAUGGGUGUGAUCCAUAUGACUCAUCUGGAUUCAAGGCUUGGGCGUUAACAGGUGGUUGCCCGGCGAUUCCUGCCAUGCUUGUGCUGUUUAACAAGCUGGUUGAAAGCGGAUUCAAAAUCAUCCUGGUGACCGGCAGAGAUGAAGCAACUUUCGGGGAAGUCACUAGAGAUAAUUUGCGUGAUCAGGGAUUCAUUGGCUACGAUAGGCUGAUUAUGAGGAGUGAAAGCGACAGAGGCAAGAGUGCAGUGGCUUACAAGUCUGAAAUUCGGAAACAGUUAAUGGAAGAAGACUACAGAAUCUGGGGGAAUGUGGGCGAUCAGUGGAGUGAUUUGCAAGGAGAAUGUGUUGGAAACCGCACUUUUAAGAUUCCAAAUCCCAUGUAUUUUGUUCCUUAAAUUUACCAAAAUUCCAUGUAACUGUAGUGUAAACAAUUUCAAUAAAAGUUCAUGUUUUUCAGGGACCUUUAUUUAAUUUUAAAAUUAUAUGGACCUUAAUGAAUUAUCCCAGUUCUGAAA
This is a messenger RNA of Mangifera indica (mango), 1297 nucleotides long. Its product is annotated as acid phosphatase 1. The transcript has 3 exons. The record is from RefSeq and is a predicted model, not a curated record. Gene Ontology annotation, molecular function: acid phosphatase activity. The coding region runs from base 398 to 1177 and encodes 259 amino acids. Lineage: Eukaryota; Viridiplantae; Streptophyta; Magnoliopsida; Sapindales; Anacardiaceae.